Molecule: messenger RNA, 2983 nt
Organism: Didymodactylos carnosus
Lineage: Eukaryota; Metazoa; Rotifera; Eurotatoria; Philodinida; Philodinidae
Source: the annotation of a GenBank genome assembly
AACGGUCUUGCUUAGGAAAAUAAAGGCUAAACUGUCCUCUUUCGAUUGCUGAAAGCCACAAGUCUCUAUCUUUUACUGUCUUUGAGUUAUUCAAAAAACAACUAUCGGCCUUAUAUUUUGGGAUGAAGAUUGGACAUAAGAUUCUUGAAUGGUUAGAAUUAGAAGUGUUGUUUAAAAGAGUUAAAAUUUGAUGAUAUGCAACCAAACAUUAAGGAGACGCUGUAUUAUUCGAAAAGUAAAAUCGUACGAAUGUUUAAAUCAAUUUGACUUGUGUUUGCGUAGUAAUAAAUAUCUGCUUGUACGUUUUAGAUACUUCGCAUCGGUAAAUUAUUAAUUAUAUUAAAAUGACUAUUUUGAACAAGUCCCUAAUAUUAUUGUUGCUCUGUAUCAAUUGUAAUACCGUUAUCAUUAAUGAAGACUAGAAUAAAUCUGUUUAAUUAGUUUAGAUAUUAAUUACAACAUUAUUCAUUGAGCAAUGAAAAUUUAUAAAUGUUUUUUCAAGAACCAUUGAAAAACGUCAAAAAAGUAAAAUCAAAUCGAUACUGUGUGUUUAUACGUGAGAACUGUGUGAACAAGAAAAAUUAUAGUGAUGAAAACAUGAAAAACAAUACUAUACGAACGAUUAAUUGAACAUUAUUUUAAUGAUAAAUCAAUAAGAAAAUUAACGUUAACAACGAGAAUAUUACUAGAUUUUUUAUGGAGUAUUUGAAACGUAUUAAUUAUAAUGAACAAAUAAUUAUGCACAAGAAGAAUAUAAGAAAUAUAGUUAAAAUGAUAUAUGUUCAUUUUUAAAACGAGAUGUUUCGAGCGUUAAAUUUUAAUUGUUUAGUAAUAGGUAAUUUGAUAUUCUGAAUUGAUUCAUUGCUAUACUCUAUAUUUUCAAUAUUUUGAAUAAUAACAAAAACAAUGAAACAACGUGAAUGAAAAGAUUAAUGAAGAAAAAAUCAUCGGAUAUUUUACUAUUGUCAAGAAUUUAUAAGUAUAAUGAAAUAUUACUCUUUCAAUAUUCAAGACUCAAAUAUUGAUUAUUUGUCCAUUGAUAAUUAUGAUAAAGAAAAUUAUUUUAAUAAAAAAAUUCGCACAUGUAGAAUGACGAGUCAGAAAUGACGACGAAUAUUUAAUGUAAUUUGUCAUUUUUUUGAACAAAUAUCUUGGUUAUUAUCCGCACAGAUAUACUUUUAUUUCUGUUUUGCUAUUAAACUUUAGAUGAUUUUAUUUUUUGUGUUGUUUCUCUAUAAUCAUGAUAGCUAGACCAACUGCAUCCACUUUAUGAAAGAUCUCUUCGGUUUAUUGUCAUCUUUACUCUUUUUCUAGCGAUUUUGUUGAUUUUGAUGCAAAGAGGUCUUUCUUAAGGUGAUUGUAGUUCGAUGAAAAAAACAUGAUGAAGACCUUAAUGCCAUCUAGUUUCGUUCAAAAAUGUUUGCUUUACACGACUGAGUUGUUCACAAAAAGUUUCCGUUUGAAUUCUAAGACUUGAUUUUUUACGAGUGUUCUAAAAUUUUGAUUCUUUAAGAAUGUGAUUUGCAGGGAUUUUCACAAACAUCGCAUCUGAUUGAAGGGAGAAUGAAUGAAAAGAAAGCAUGGUAUGUAACACUUUCAACAAAAGAAGUCAACAUAUUUUUGUUCAGUUUUGAGUCUGAUUUCAUUUUAACCUUUCAAUAUUCAAAUGAGUCGUGUAUCGAUAGCUAUUCGAUCAAGUAAAUUAUAUUUUUCUUAGAAAAACUACAAAAUUUAAUCUACAAUCGAUAUCUCAUACAAUAAUUAACGUUGUUCAAUGAUUCGAUAUGACUCAUGUUAAUUUCUAUUUGUUUUUGUUUAUUGGUGUUCGUUAGUUCGGUUGUUGAUGAAGAAUGAGAAUAAAGAAUAAUCGGCUUGACUAUUGGUUUGUACCACUAUGUGUUGUCAUUAAUCCAAUGACUUUAUCGUCAAUGUUAUAAUUAUUUUUAACGUUUUUUAGAUUUUUUAGAAAUGCAGUAUUAUCUUUUGUUGAACGAAUUGAUCAGCUUGAAACGAGCUGAUUAUUAAUUGGUGAAUGGUACUCGUCAAACAACAAUAACACCCAUGAAAAUAUGUUUUUUUUGUUUUAUUUUAAACGUUUUGUUAGAAGAUAUUGUUUUUAUGUUUUGUAAAUUAAAAAACAACAAAAGAAGAAGAAACUCUUGUUCAUCUUAAAUUUUGCAGUGUUUUUUGUAUAAUAUUAAUAAAUAUAUUUUAUUUCUAGAUGGCUGAAUUAUUGUUAGAUUCAUCCAUACGAUUUUGGGUAUUUAUGCCCAUUGUUGCCAUUACAUUUUUUGUCGGCGUUCUUCGACAUUAUAUAACAAUAUUAACUACAGGAGAAAAGCCGGUCGAUAAACAACAAUUGGCAGAUAGUCAAGCAUUGAUUCGUAGUCGGAUAUUAAGAGAAAAUGGAAAAUAUAUUCCAAAAGAGGGAUUUGCAAUGCGUAAACAUUAUCUUGUAAAUGACGAGAAUGGUUAUCUCACAUCUCAACAAACAAGACAACAACCAAUAAGAAAUCCUAUAACAGAUCCAACAAUGAUGACUGAAAUGUUGAAAAAUAAUAUUUCUAAUAUGGUGCCAAUGAUUGUUAUUGGUGGAUGGAUUAAUUGGGCAUUUUCGGGUUUUUUAUGCACUAAAGUACCAUUUCCAUUAACAUUUCGUUUUAAGCCAAUGUUACAACGUGGAGUUGAAUUACUAUCAUUAGAUGCAAGUUGGGUUAGCUCCGUGUCAUGGUAUGCACUGAAUAUAUUUGGUUUACGUAGUGUUAAUACGUUAAUAUUGGGUGAAAAUAAUGCGGCUGAUCAAACAAAAAUUAUUCAAGAUCAAAUGAAUGUUGCAGCAAUGUCUAUGCCACAAGAUCCGUCAAAAGCAUUUAAAGCAGAAAAAGAAGGAUUAUUAUUGUGUGAUCAUCAAUGGGCAUAUAAAACGAUUGAAGAAGAUAUUAUGACACAAUAUAGACUAACAAGAGUACAUUCGCAUUCGUAA